CCCUCCGCGGCCGCGGCCGCCGCCCCGCCCGCCAUGGCGGAGAUUUUGUGCGAGUGGCUGAACGAGGAGGUGAAGCUCUCCCGCAGCGUGGUUCCAGGGUCAUUUUCAGAAGAAUUUUCUACUGGCUACCUCCUAGGAGAACUUCUGCAUAAAUAUGGACUUCAGGAUGACUUUAAUCAAUUUUCACAGAGCAGGAUUGCAAGUGCAAAACUUAACAAUUUUUCUCGCCUGGAGCCCACACUUCAUCUCCUUGGUGUACAGUUUGAUAAGAAUGUGGCCCAAGACAUAAUGACAGGACAGCAUGGGACUGCAACAAAACUUUUGUAUGAAUUGUAUAUUGCUUUAGAAAAAAUGAAAAAGGCGAAGCUCAGUGGAGUAGCCAUGGAAGCAAUGAGACCUGCAGCAACUGCAAAGCUGAAGUCUAUUGAAAGUGCUUUGUUUCAAGAGCGUUUGAAAACUUUAAUACCACGUCAGACUGAUUUGCAACUACAGCAGAUUUCAGAGCAUUUUGAAAUAAAAUCUAGGGCAGUAGAAGAUAAAAUAGCUCGUUUACAUAUCACAGAACAACAGAAAGUCCAGAAGCUCCAAGAGGAACAAAGAGCCCAAGACAUUGAAAAGCAUCGCAUAGGAAGAAGAAGACAAAAUGAAAUAAUGGCCAGGAUUCAAGCAGCUGUUAUACAGGUUCCAAAGCCACCACCAAACCGCACCAUAAAAUCUAUUGAAACCAAAAUGUUCUUAAAGAAGAAAAGAGAAGCAGAGGACACAUACAAGGAGAUGAAAAUGUUUGAGAAGUCUAUGGCUAGAAAUGCCUCUGCAGUACACAGCCAAGUUACUGACAGUGAUACACAAGAAUUGCAAACACAGAAGCUGGAAGCAACAACCUUAGAAACUACAACACAGACAGCAAGUGAGCUAUUAAAUGUUUAUUCAGAUGAUGAAUACAUAAAAAAAAUUCGUAAACGUCUGGAGGAAGAUAAGUUUGCUAGAGAACAACGAGAAAAGAGACGACGAAAAAUGCUAACAGGACAGUUAGUAACCCAUGAAGCACAGGAGGAGGUUUACCGGGAAGAGCAACUUAUUUACAGACUAAUGAGACAAUCUCAGCAGGAACGGAGGAUUGCUGUUGAACUCAUGCACAUUCGACAUGAAAAAGAGGUGUUGAGACAAAAUAGAAUUUUCAGGGAAAAACAGUAUGAAGAAAGACGACUGAAAGAGUUCCAGGAAGCUCUUGAUAGAGAAGCGGCACUGGCAAAACAAGAAAAAAUGGAUAAUCAAGAACAAAUUAUCAACGAAAGAGAACAUCAUGAGAAAAUUAUCCGUGAAAGAGCUCAGGCUCGUUAUAAAAAGCAUUAUUCAAUAUGUUGGGAAGUGAUCAACCAAAUAAUUGAUUUGUCAACAAAAGUAGGAGAAUAUCGUAUACUGACAAACAACAAAAUUCCAUUAAAACUGAUGGGUGAUUGGAAGGAAUUUUUUUUUAAUGGAGAACCAAUAUAUGAGCAAGCCUCAAUUCAAUCUUUGCCUGAUGAACCAAGCCCUGAACAGCUUGUAGAGCUGAAUAAAAUGAAUCUGUUAGAUGAGAAAGAUUAUGGUGAAUACAAGAGUAUGACUGGGGAAUGGUGCCCAGCUGAAGAGAACAGUGAAAACAAACCUCCUCCUAAUAAUAACAUACUGGGUCAUGUGCUUCGUAGACUGAUGGAUAUAUUCUAUCCUCCAAAACCCACACCUUCACCACCUGUAUUUCCUCCAUUUCCUGUCAAGGGAUGUAUUUUGGGAAAAGCUUUUAGUGGAAAAACUACCUGUGUAAAGUUUAUUGAAAAAGUUUGCAAUAUUCAGAUACUAUCUGUUGAUACUCUGGUUCAGGAGGCCAUCCAAGCUUUUCUUAAAAAUGAAGUUAAAAGUGAACACAAUGUGAUUUCAGAGGAAGCAGAGAGUUCUGGGGAACAAGAUCAGCUGUCUGUACGUGCCCAGCUUGGCUCUGCAUCACAGAAAAUAUUGAAGAAAGGAAAAAGUAUUCCUGAUGAAAUACUCAUUGACAUCCUAUUGGAAGCCAUUAAGCAAACACCACCAGAGAAGGGGUGGAUUUUGGACGGGUUUCCAAUGACAGUUAAGCAGGCAAAGCUAUUUGACAAAGCCUACACAGGGUUUGAUCCGGAAGCAGAAGAUGCAAAUCCUGGGAAGCUCUCACUUGUUACAGAUCCCAGAGUCCCUGACAAGUUGCCUGUUACCUCUCCUGCAUUAGAUGUUGCUAUAUUAUUGGAUAUUUCAGACACCAUAGUACUGGAACGUGCUGCUGACUCGAACUCUAAAUUAAAGUCAUCUCAAACUGCACAAGAGAACAAUCAAAACUCCGAUGCUGAAAUCCCAGAAAAGAAUCUUGUCUCAGUCAGGGACAAGGUGCUACAGAGAAUGACAGGCUUUCUAAACACGUGGCCAGAAUUAGACAAAUGGUUUUCAAUCCAUCAAAAUAUUCUUGUGAAAGUCAAUGCAGAGACACAGGAAAGUCUGGUCUGUGAAACAGUGAAAGAAAUUAUAAUGGAAGAAAUUGCCAAAAGCCAGGAUAGAAGGUCUGUUCAAGAAACAUCAACAAGAAAAAAAAGUUUAUCAGUUAAACAUGAAAAACGGCUUCCUUCCAUUGGUGUGGCACCACCACCAAUUGAACCAGGAUCAGAAAAAUGGAUUUAUGUAGAUGAACCACUUCCCAAGGAGAUACCUCAUUUUUUAGUACCUUACUGGGAAAUGGUAGAAAAUUCAUACAUAAAUAGCAUCAAAACUAUAUUUAGAUGUCUAAGGGAUGAACAUCAUUCUGUGAUUUAUUACUUAGCAGACAUCAGAAAAAAAUUUCAAAAUUAUUUGAAGUGUCCAGAUCUUAAGCAGGAAUUAGUUUCUCAGUGGCAAUCAGAUUUUAAUUCAAUUGCUGAUGACCUGAGAGAAGAUGAGGAAACAAAAGCAGAACUACACCAAAGAGUUACUGACCUAAGAGAUAAUCUCUGGGAUAUCUGUGAUAACAGAAGGGAAGAAGCAGAGCAGGAACGUACUGAUAUCAUGAAUGAUGGCUGGCUAUUAGACCAAAGGGGGAUUGCAAUGAAUAAUUUCUUUUCACUAAUGCAGGUUGAAGUGGAUCGUUUCCAAGAUACAAAGAGAAUUCUGCAUGACUAUUACAGGGCAAUGGAAGGAAAAAUUCCAACCCCAGACAGUCAAGAUUUCACUAGAAUCCCAUUGUUAGAUAUUAUUAACGUAGAACAGAAAGAAAACCAAAGACAAUCAAGAAGGAUUCCUCUAGUGUCUUCCAAACUAUUUGCACCAGGAAUAGAUACUACCAAGUCAAAAAGCAAAGGAACUGCACUGAAGAGUGCUAAGGAUGAGCAUUUUGAAAAUGUAGUUGCCACUUUUAAGAAAGACAAAAAACUUAUUACUGAUACAUGGCAAGCAGCAGUAACAGCAAUAUCAAACAUGGUAACAGCUGAAGUACAGUUUAAAGAAAUGGAGGAAGAAGUGGAAAGUCUGCAGCUAUAUCUGAGAGAAGAUGUGACACUAUCAGGCAAAGCUACUGGGAAAGGUGCCAAAUCAGCUUCUAAAAGGAAAGGAACAUCCUCUGCUGCAUCUGAAGUCAGUACAAUUCCUCUGACCCCGGAACAAUUGAAGAAACAAGAACUGGCAAAUAAAAUAAAGCAAGAAUAUUUCAGUGCCUUGACAAAUGAGGAGCUAGCCACAAAAUCUCGCCUAGAACUUAUAAAAGAAAAAGCUUUAGCAUUUGUUGAAGACCUAAUAAUGAAAGCAGAAGAGGCUUAUAAAGAUAUGGAAAAGUGGCUCGGAUCCAGGUUCUUGGCAGAAAUGUCCAGUGUUGAGAAGCUGAUUGAGGUUGCACGACAUUUUAUUGAGAGUUCUAGCAAAAUCAAUUACAAAAUUACUUUAGAAGAAACAGAUUUCUUCAUCACCAGUGAUGUAGAAGUUACUCCUGACCCUAUUCCUUCACCACAAGUUCCACAAAUAGAGACCUCUGGAAGUGGUACUCUAACUAUUUCACAACUUACUACACUUCAUAAGCAGUUUCUACAGGUAGCACCUAAAGCCAUAAGAGCACUGAAGCAAUUUAAAAGCACAAGUAAUUCUUCUAGCAAGAGAGAAGGUGGUGACAGAGGGAAAGAGAAGAAAGAUUUGGAACUUUGGAGAGCAAGGAGGAAUCGCCAGUUUCCAAAAAUAUGGCUAACAAAAUACUCCUGGUUAAAAUACGAUGAUGAAAAGGGAAUAAUGUUUUGUGCACCAUGUCGCAAGCAUAAUGUGGAUUUGGGGGAAAAGAUUCAUAAUUUUUGUUCUGGCACUGAUGAUUUCAAACUUGAAUUUAUCAAUACACACCAGAGUAGUGAAGCUCAUGCCUGGGCUACCUGCAUGGAAGCUGCCAGUACUGCUUCACCAGAUGCAGCUUCUGCUGAGCAGAUGUUGAAGAGCAUGAACUCCAUAACAUUAGGUAGAGUAGAAAAUAUUUUUAGAACAUGCCAUGCUAUAGCUAAAUCUGGUCGUCCCUUUACAGAUCUUGACUGGAUGUGCAAACUAGAUGAUAUGAAAGGAGUGGAUAUUGGUUCUGUAUUUAGAAAUGACAAGUCAGCAAGAAAGUUUAUACAUUUUAUUGCUGAAGUAGAAAGAAGAGCAUUAAAAGACAAACUGGAGAAAUGUAAAUUCUUCUCUGUUAUUAGUGAUGGAGUCACAGACAGUAUACUCAAAGCAGCUGCAGUUGUCUAUGUACGCUUUGCAUAUAAGGGGAAGGUCCAUUGCCAGAUUGUUGGGGUUCAACCUGUUCACAAAAGGGAUGCUUCAAGUAUAAAAAAUGCAAUUGAGGAAGCACUACAAAUAAAUCUUCAACUCAGUCUGGCAAACCAAGACUGGUCAAGAAAAUUAGUUGGGUUUGGAAGUGAUGGGACAGAUGCAAUGGUCAGGGAAAACAGUGGGGUAGUGAAACUUCUGAGGGAAAUUCAGCCUUGUGUACAGUCUGUGCACUGUUUUGCCCACCGCCUACAGCUGGCUUACAAAGGAGCACUGAGAAAUAUUCAUCUAUACAACAUAUUAAGCAAUGUCUUGAGAAAUAUGUAUUACUUUUAUCAUAACUCACCUCUAAAUAAGAAUAAUCUCAAAGCCACGUAUGCAGCGAUUAAGUUACGCCCAGCUAUUCCUUCUCGCAUUGGAGGCUCCCAGUGGCUCCCACGUCUACAAACAGCUCUACAAAUCCUCCUGAAAGGUUAUCCUGCAAUUGUUCUGCAUCUGAGUAAGAUUGAAAGAGAUUCAAGAGCCUCAAACCAGCAGAAAGUCAAACGUCUUUUACAUUUCCUUCUGAAAAUGGAGAUAGUCAAGUUUUCUCAUUUUUUGUUGGAUGUCAUCAAUGUCCUUAACAUUCUGUCACGUGUUACUCUGGACCACAACUCCUCUGUUGCAGACAUAUUUGCAACUGUGCAGUCAACACUGGAAACACUCCACAUGUAUCAAACAAGAGCUGGUCCAAAGGAACGCCUGAUGGAGACCAUUCAGCACUUUCAUGGUUACCAGCUUGUUGGAAAUGGAAAUAUUUCAGCCAUACGAACCAAACUACUAAGUAAUUUGGUGAAGAGGCUACAUGAUUGUUUUUGUGAUGCAAGUCAAGAUGUUUUGAGAGCAACUACUAUUGGAAGCUUUAAACUAUGGCCUGAAAAAAUGAAAGAAGAAUUUGGUGAAAAGGAAGUGUCCAUCUUGACUAAACAUUAUGCAGUCAUACUAGAAGCUGCUAGUGUGAAACUAGAAGAAGUAGAAACUGAGUGGAGCAUGUUGAAAUUAGAGCUUUAUAACAGAUUUCAGAACAUCCAGACCUUGACAUGGGAUUCAGUGAACUCCAAUUAUUUGAAAAAGUAUCCCAACAUUCUGACAUUGGUAGAUUUGAUCUUAACUUUACCGGCAGGCUCAGCUGAAACAGAGCGAGGCCAGUCAAAUGAAACUCACCAUGAUGCAUUUUCACUCUAAACCAAUGUCUGAAAGUGUGACAGAUCUUAUGAUAAUUCAGAUGAACUCUCCGGAUAUAAAAAGAU
Apus apus (common swift) is the source of this 6047-nucleotide messenger RNA. It is a transcript of the gene SPEF2, whose product is annotated as sperm flagellar 2. Gene Ontology annotation, molecular function: protein binding. The record is from RefSeq and is a predicted model, not a curated record. Lineage: Eukaryota; Metazoa; Chordata; Aves; Apodiformes; Apodidae. Gene Ontology annotation, biological process: sperm axoneme assembly. Gene Ontology annotation, cellular component: manchette; sperm midpiece.